CAAACCAGAAGUGCUUUAUCAGACCUCCUCUGCUGACUCCUUCAACAUGCAGUUCACAAGAUUUUAGAAAAGACCAAAAACAUAUAGUUAUAUAGCACAUUGUGAGUUUGGAACGAAAGCUGGUGAUGUGCAGAAAACAAUGCAAACAUUUGUGAGGACUCUGUCCUUGUUCCAAGUUUUGAUAAGUGUGACAGUGAAGAGCAAGGCUGAACAUGUUUUUACUGGAACAGAAGGAGGCAGUGUGGAUAUCACCUGUAAAUACCCUGAUGGAUAUCAAUAUACAACCAUGUACUUAUGUCGUCAUCCAUGCUAUUCUUCUGAUGUCUUAAUUAAAUCUCAGAAGGUUGAUCAGGCCAUCUCUAUGGGAAGAUACACUGCACUAAACAUUCCAUCUGUCCGGAGUUUCACUGUCACCAUCAGACACCUCAGAUUGAAGGACUCUGGAGUUUAUUACUGUGGAGUGGAUAAAUGGGGAUAUGACAUAUUGAUUAAAGUAAAGCUUAAUGUCACUAAAGGCAUUAUGUUUCCUGCUACAGUUCCUGCUGUGUCUUCACAUGCUCCAGUCGUUUUGCAGUGUCAAAGCCCUGAUGUUACACAGCUUCCCCAUGCUAUGACAGUGAUAUCAAGUACUGCAGAUAAUUUCACCUCAGAUGAACAAGCAUCAUCUACAACUCAACCUCAACAUUCUAUAAACACACACCUUCAGUUGCUUGUUGUUUGUGGAGGAGUGCUGGGCCUAAUGUUCUGCUAUGUUUUUGCAACUCUUGUGAUUCUCUACAGAAAGAAAUCCAGCACACAAAACACAUCUUUGAAACCACCUGCUCCUGAAAGCCAAAUUUCACAUCCAUCACCUGAUCAGGAGGACAUUUGCCAUGUGAAUGAUUACAUGUUGGCUGUGUAUAGUUAUAGUUAUAGAGGAGAUGAAUCUUCAGCCACUUACAGCACCAUUCAGCUCCCUGCUCCAGCAGAUAAUGAUCGCAGUCUAUACUCUGUUGUAAUUUUUCACUGAAAACAAUUAACGCAUCCUAUAUAUGUGUGGUGCAUAAUACACAAAGAUAAAAACAGUUUUGUGGAUUAUAAGACAAUAAGUACUCUUUUGGGCAUACACUGUCUUAUUUAAACUCCUGUAUUCCUCACAUAUUUAACCAACUAGCAAGAAGUAAGACUUGACAUGCUAUAUUUUAAUGACAUGGUUUCUAACAUCCUGUACAAAUUGUCACAUAAACCCAGUGCUUUUGGGUGUCUAUGAUAUUUUUUUCCCAUCUUGUAGCUCUUAUACAAACAUGUACAUAUAAUGCUAAUGCAGAUUGAACACACACUUAGAUUAAUUCAACAACUGUAUCCACUGACCACUCAUUGGUAAAAAUGUUUUCUAAUGUUUCUGAGAAGGUCAUCAAAAUAGUCUGAACUGUGAGAAGCUCCUCUGUGAAAGAAUUGGAGAAAAAUAGUCAAGAUCAGCAUACACGCUUCCUUUCACAAGUAGCUAUGAUGUUAUUUUUAAGGUGUGAAGUGGUACUGUUGUUGUGACAAACAAAACAAAAAGUUUCAGCCUUACUGCAAGCAAAUUGUAUACCUCUAUGUAUUACAGCCUAUUCCUGAAACAGUGACAAAUUAUUGCUUGUACAACAUAUGGCAAUAACAGUAAUUUCAAUAUACAGUAGAUCAAUAAAUACAAUAUACAAUACAAGGAAAACUGCAAUACCAAAUAACAUUUUAAGUAAUAUACAGUUUGUAUACCGUUGUCAAAAUGAAUUCUGACAUCUUUCUGUUCCAGUAGUUAUGCUAAUGUCUUUUUUGCUGUAGAGUCCAUAUGGAGUGACAGUCAGAAAUACAUGCAUUCAUGCAAUAUUUAGGGCCCGAGCACCGAAGGAGCAAGGCCAGAGGCCUUGCACCGUAGGUGCGGAAGCCCUAUUGUUUUCUUUAGAAUUUUAUAUUUAUUUAUUUUUAGGGCCCGAGCACCGAAGGAGCAAGGCCAGAGGCCUUGCACCGUAGGUGCGGAAGCCCUAUUGUUUUCUUUAGAAUUUUAUAUUUACAGCGUUACAGCGCGUUACCCGUUACAGCGUUACCCGUUACAGCGCCCCCUGGAAAACCUUGCUGCAUAGCUGAUACACACUUGCACGUAUCCAUGUACAACUUGGUACACACUUAGAUCUCAUUGAAAUGAACAACUUUCACACUGCAUGUCAUUAAGUCUAAUCCACAGGAAGUGAGUUAUUUUGAGUUGUUUGCAAAACGCACCCAAUGGAAUUUGAAAUACUCCUCCUAGGGAAUUGAUACAACUGCCACCAAUCCCAGGCUAAAAUGAUCUCAAGACAUUGAUAAUGCAAAAUUGCGAAGGGAAAUUUGAUAUCUCAAACGGUUCAGCCGUGAGAAGCCCUUAAACUUUUGGCGAAUAAAACGAAACAGGAAGUGGCUAAUAAGUUCUGUGUACAUUAUGUGAUCUACAUGAAACCUAUAUUAAAAAAAUUAAUGUUCUUAUAUCUUAACAGUGGAAAGCCCUAAUGUUUCAAAAAAAUGUACAUAGAAAGAACAACUGGUUAUGAGUAAUUCUGCUUAGUUUCAUGAUUUUGUGACGCUCAAACGGCUCACAACAAAUUUUUACAUUUAUCAGUGCAUUGACUGGACAUGGCUUUGGCCUGACUCCUGCAGUACUAGACUAUGUCCACUAGAGGAUCUUUCCACUUUAUUUUUAUUUUUUUAAAUAUGGCUUCAUGUUCACAAUUUAUAUAUACAGAGUCAGCCAAAAAAUGUAUAUAUAGACUUCAAGAAAAGAAAAAGUAGACAUUUUUUCAUUUUUUUGCAGACAUUGUUUGCACUUAUAUUCUUAAUUGCCUGCUUUAUGAUCAAAAUGUGGCCUAAAUAAUUUUAUCAUUUCAAUAAAAUUGGCUUAGCUCACUUUGUUAAUCUUAACUUUAUUAAAGCAUAUAAGCAUUUAAGAAAAAAAAAUUGUUGCCGUUUUAUUUAUUUCCAUUUUUCUCAUCAUCAACUUCAUUAAUUAGUUUAUUCUUAUUAGAAACAAGGCAAAGCAGAAUCCUGGGUCAAGGCUGGAAUACACUCUGUAUGAGAUGCUUGUCCACACACACACCCACACACACACACACACACUUGAUGGCUGCCUGUGAUCGCUUAUUCCAUCUUCUUCACAUUUAAAUUCAUUACGUUCAUAAAAUUAUACCAUUGUCUAGCCCAUUCUCUACUCUGUCUAGGUUUCUAAACCAUCCUGUGUUAAUGUGACACGUGGGCUUCUACCUAGUACUUUCGAUGCGACUUUGAGGCUAAUUUUAUCAUGGUAACUUACACCUUUUUUGCAGACACAUGCAUUUGCACAAUGUUAUGCAUUUGCAAACUGAAUGUACAUUGAGCUUAAACCACACCCCAUCACCACUGACUACAAACUGAUACUAUAGUGCUAUAACGUCUGACCAAAUAUUUCAUGACUGCACCUGCAGAAAGUGGCGGAAGUGGCUUCGCAUUCCGAGGUGAAAUGGAGCAUUCACCUUACAGAAAGACCACAGAGAUGUUUAAUCUCUCUAUGUCAAUCUCUAUUCUUUAGAUAUUAUAUUUGAUCAUUAAGACACAACACAGGCAAUAUGUAGUGGAUAUAAAAAUAUAUAUUUAUCAGAUUGCAAAGGGAUCUCCUGUGCUCAGCUCUCUUUAAGACAUUUUUACAAGCUUUCUGUAGGACUUCUAUGGGAUCUGUGCUCUGAAUUGGCCAGGUCCUUUAAUAUUGCCAGAGGUCUAUUUGCCGCCUCUCUGAUUUUGCCUUAUUCUUUUGUCAAUUUUGGAAGGAUAUAAGCUCUCCUCAUCACGACCUUGAGAUGCUGUACAUGCUUUGUAAGCCCUUUGCGGACUAUGGCUUCAGUAUGUGGAUAAAACCAAGAAGAUUUAAAAAAAAAAAAAAAAUACAGACACAGCUGAUCUUUAUUUUGGGUUAAUCAGAUUCACUACACUAAUCAAUCACUUCACAAUAGCAGAUGAUCCCUGUCUUGAUAAUGGUACACGCUUAACACAAUUUUGCAGUGAUGCAUUUUGUCACAAUAUAUUGUUACCCAGAUAAUUCUGUGCACCACUGUUGAAUUACUUCCUGUUUGUGAAAGGAUAAAAAAGGCAGUGUAAUGAAAUCUAACAUUUUAUUUAAUCUAAAAACAGUUAAAAGGCUUACACUUUAUUUCUA
Messenger RNA from Hemibagrus wyckioides, 4174 nucleotides. RefSeq names its product CMRF35-like molecule 1. Bases 140 to 1009 code for a protein of 289 amino acids. The transcript has 7 exons. The record is from RefSeq and is a predicted model, not a curated record. NCBI's taxonomy places the organism in Eukaryota, Metazoa, Chordata, Actinopteri, Siluriformes, Bagridae.